UAAAUGGAAAAAAAAAAAAACAGAAUGUAUAUAGAAUACCUAAAUUCUGAAACGUAGCAACUCCGUCAGGCAUUUGCAUUUUUCUGCGAACACGGGCAAUGGAGGAACUACUGAACUACCGAUUUAAUAAUACGAAGCUUCUAGAAGAAGCUCUUACUCAUUCUUCCUUCUCUAAUUCAGUUUCUAAUUUCAACCGGCUCGCGUUCAUCGGCGACGCGGCUCUCGGCUUAGCCAUUUCCAGUUAUUUCUUCUCUACUUAUCCUGACAUUGACUGUGGUAAGCUUACUGACUUACGCGCCGCCAAUGUUAGCACUGAAAAACUUGCUAGAGUUGCCGUACGUCACGGCCUUUAUAACUAUCUCCGCCACAAUUCAGCAAUACUUGAUGAAAAGCUUGUGCGCACAUCGACUAAUGCCACAGGAUACCUGCCACCUCCCACCAGCAACACGUACAAGGUGAAGGAAUUCGUGAUAACAGUGCAACAGGAGGAGAAGAUGGAGUUCUAUGGAGGAGACAUAAAAGCGCCAAAGGUUCUUGCAGACAUUGUGGAGUCAAUAAUGGGGGCUGUAUAUUUGGAUUGUGGCUUUGAUGUGAAUGCUCUAUGGAUGAUCUUUAGACGCCUACUAGAGCCUAUCAUCAUGCUGAAUGUGUUGGAAGAACAACCACAGCCUGUAACAAUGCUGUUUGGACUUAGCAAAAAGGAUGGAAAACAAGUUGAUGUAGAACAUCGGAGAGAGGGAGAUAAAAACAUAGCUAGCGUCUAUCUUGAUGGACAAUUUAUUGCAUCAGCUUCUUCUGAGCACAAAGAAAUUGCAAAGCUUCAAGUGGCAAAGGCUGCUCUUAAGGAGUUAUUCUAUAACCCUUAUGAUAAGAUGGAUGUUGAAUUUGUUCCAUUCCAGAGAAAAAAGAGGGAUGUUGAAUCUAUUCCAUUUCAGAAAAGAAGAUGGAUGUUGAAUUUGACACGACAAAAGAGAGUGAAGGAGCAAAGCAGAAGCUGAACGAGCUUUGCGGAAGAACGAAAUGGCCCAAACCAACUUACAG
Lycium barbarum (goji berry) is the source of this 1041-nucleotide messenger RNA. Its product is annotated as ribonuclease 3-like protein 2. Gene Ontology annotation, cellular component: nucleus; cytoplasm. The record is from RefSeq and is a predicted model, not a curated record. The coding region runs from base 99 to 998 and encodes 299 amino acids. Gene Ontology annotation, biological process: siRNA processing. The transcript has 4 exons. Gene Ontology annotation, molecular function: RNA binding; ribonuclease III activity. NCBI's taxonomy places the organism in Eukaryota, Viridiplantae, Streptophyta, Magnoliopsida, Solanales, Solanaceae.